GUGCCUUUAAGACUUAUGUCAAAUCUCGUAAGGUGCAAGAGAAAAGAAAGGAGAGUGACUCCAAGAGAGAAGUAAGUAGUGAACUGAACAUGUAGUGGAGUGUUAAUUACAUAUUUAUACAGAUUUAGAAAGAUUUAAAUCGAAUUAAAAUUGAUAGUCCAAUGCCAACAAGUACAGACUGAUUUAAGAUCAAGUGUGAUUUUAUGGAAUAUGGUGCUGUGCGAAUACACCAUUUCAAUAAUAAUUGUGAUCCAAUCACCUUGCGUAACUUACUAAUAAGAACGAGGCUCCAACAACAAAGUAUGUGUGACGUAAUUAUCGAAAGGGUGUGUUGCUCCGCAAUGGCUAACUAUAUGUACACAUUAAAUUUGCGUGGUCAGGAGUGUAAUUGCACUGUGCAACUUGUCUUAGUUGGAUUCUAUUGUCAGUUUGCCUUUGCUGUCUGGCUUAAAUAUGUUCUUGUGUUGCGGCGGUCGCGCUAAUCGCUUCAAAAGUUGAACAUGCCUAACACGAUUCUAUGUUUUGCAAGAUAGAUUAGAAUACUUCUGAAACAAGUUGCAUAGUUGCUGUAACAUCGCUUAUAAUUUAUAUUUCCAAAUCGUUAUCUAUAUAUGUAGAGUAGCUCAGGUACUUCGAUAGACUAGUAAGACCAUCAAGGGCGAAUUGUUUUAGUCAAUGUGUAUGUUGCCGGUUUACAGGCCCCCUUUGUUUUUCGCGGCCAAUUGCCCCCUGGCGAUCCCAUAAUACAUUGUAUUAUUUGCAAAUGCAAUGUAUUAUAGGAUCGCCAGUGGGCAAUUGGCCACGAAAAACAAAGGGGGUGCAAACCGGCAACAUACACAUUCAACACUUGUCACACAGAACUUUAUAACUCUAAAACAUUUUGUCUUUUUAUUUAUAGAAAUUGGGAAAAUGCAUAAGGUGCCUGGAAAAACCCCCCUGGUCUACCAAAAUAAAGGCUAAGUUGAUGGAGGCAAUGCACAUGGAUUACAUGUCAAGCGAGGAGAGCGAACAUGAAAGAGAGUCACCGUACAAGACAAAGCAAUAUAUUGUCAGGCCUCUUACGUGGAAAAGUAAUGAACUCAAGAGGUUUAAAAAAAAGUUGGACAAAGGCCAUCUGGAUAGUUUGCCUGAACUAAUAAAGAAACAGGCAUUGCCAAGGAGUGUAGGAGCACCUUCAUCUCGAGGAAUGCCCGAUAAUUGUCCCGAAUGGGCAUGUAAUCAGUCUUCUAGUGCAAACUCAAGCCUACAAUCACCUUUGUCAACGUCAAGUACUAGUUCACCGUUAAACUCAAGUACUCCGUCAAGUGGUAAUGGGUCGAAUGAUGAGUGA
This is a messenger RNA of Paramuricea clavata, 1330 nucleotides long. NCBI's taxonomy places the organism in Eukaryota, Metazoa, Cnidaria, Anthozoa, Malacalcyonacea, Plexauridae. The record is from the annotation of a GenBank genome assembly.